Cooperia oncophora is the source of this 846-nucleotide messenger RNA. Lineage: Eukaryota; Metazoa; Nematoda; Chromadorea; Rhabditida; Trichostrongylidae. The record is from the annotation of a GenBank genome assembly.
GGAGUGUUUCGCGAAUCGUGUUCACAAGUGUUGUCAACAUUACGAGAAGGAAGAGAAGUAUUGCUCACUAUGUUGGACGCAUUCGUAUACGAUCCACUUGUGGAUUGGGCUGUAUCUGACCAUUUGACUGCUUCAUCGGCGGCUGUAGGAGUAGCCGUCACAUUGGCCGUAUACGGCACGGAUUCAAGAGCGGUUGAAGCGAAACCGGUUGCAAGAGAGAUGUUCGGUGUGAGAAUACGAGAGAAUACAGCGCUUUGGACGAAGAAUUUCACGGAAUUGCAAUCUGCAUUGGCAAGCGUUACAGAUGUGCUACAACGUGAAAAUGCAUCUCCAGAGAAUAGUGCGUGGAACAGCAGAGAACUUCUGGGACAGGCACAUCAACUUUUGGACGCAGAAGCUCUCGAUUUGAACGCCUGUCUCCGUCAUUUCGCUAUUGUGCAGAACAAUAUUUGCGAUAUCUAUCUCGGUCUUCUUUCUUUGAAUGAGUCCGCCCAGCCUACUCGACUACUAUCUCCAUCAACAGACUCACGUAAUCCUCCGAAAAGUGAGACCCCAGAGCUGCCUCCUGGGUUCGAAGAUCCUCGUCCACAUCACAAACAACAACAAGAACAAAAUGCUCAUGCGAGCAGUGUGGUGAGAAGAGUUCGAGCGCGUCUCGAAGGCCGCACUGAUUCCUCUGAUCCUCAGAAAGUCGCCAGUCCAAGCGAACAGAGUGUUCUCAUGGCGAUUCGCAUUGAGUGCGUUUCUGCCGUUUCCAUGGCUGGCCGCCGCGAACAAACGACUUCACGUCCAUCGCGGGGCUCUUUGGGUUCCCCGUUCGACUGCUCUCCAUCGUGUGGACGUUAG